GUCACUGUCACUUUAAUUUUAUUUGGAGGUUAUGUUGUGAUUUGAGUUUUUCAAGGAAAUUCAUUAAUAAAUCUUAAUAGUAAACCGCAAUAACAACAGUUUUAUAAAUCAAAAUGCUGUCCAGAAGCUGGAGGCAUUUUUACAGAAGAUAUUCACAAUCUGUUACAUUUAGAACCACUGAAAACUCGCCUUCCCAGCAUAAUGAAAACCAAACUGGCUUGUUCUACACAAUGGACAAAGAUUUAUGUAAGACACUAUUCAGUCAUGGUGGCUUUCCCCGGAGUUUUGCAAAACAGACAAAGACCUUCACUGAAGCAGCAGUGAUGGUGCGCCGGCCGGCACUCGACGUCAUUGACUGCAUCAAGGCCAGCGACCUCAACAAGCCCGCUAUUAGAUAUCUACUCUAUGGCGAAAAUGGGACUGGCAAGUCACUAACCAUGGCUCAUCUGCUGCACUAUGCAUUUGAAAAUGGAUAUCUGAUUAUUCAUGUUCCUUGGGUGUCAGAGUGGCUGCGGCGCCUGCCCCGUCACAAGGAGAUGUCCAACUCGGCCACACACGAAGGCAUGGUGGACGUGCCGCUGGACGCCGCCGCCUGGCUCUUCCACUUCAAGACACAGAACCAGGCAAUGCUCAAGUCUGAAGAGCUAAAGAUAUCCAAAGACUACGUGUGGAGCAAGCGCGAGACGACGCCGGCGGGCGCGCCGCUGCUGGCGCUGGUGGAACACGGCAUCAGCCGCGUCAAGUACGCAUGUGACGUCAUCGACGCCAUCGUCAAGGAGGUCAAACUGCUGUCUGACAGCAAAGUGUGCAAGACAUUUGUGGCGAUAGAUGGCUUCAACUGCUUCUUCUACCCUGAGACCAGACUCUACACCUCCACCAAGAGAACUGUGAAGCCAGAGGAAGUGACUCUAACCCACUCAUUCCUAGAACUCACCAAGAAUGACUGGACAAAUGGUGUUAUUGUGCUCACUGCUGAUCAACUAGCCAUACCAGAAGAUCAUACUGAGAGCUUCCUGCCCAAGUAUUUACUCUACAAGAAGGGUUUUGAACACAUAGACCCCUUUGUGCCUAUACCAGUGGGAAGAUAUACAGAGAAGGAAUUCCUGAGCUGCGCCAGCUACUACAGGGACCGGCUCUGGCUGAGAGGACCUGCAGAAAUUGACACUGAGUUGAAGCUGGCUAGUUCAGCAAACCCUUACAAAUUUAUGGAGCUAUGUGCACCCUUGUAAAUCUAGUUGUACACUCUUAAUAUAUUUAUGUAAUUAGUAUGU
Plutella xylostella (diamondback moth) is the source of this 1271-nucleotide messenger RNA. It is a transcript of the gene mRpS29, whose product is annotated as mitochondrial ribosomal protein S29. Gene Ontology annotation, biological process: apoptotic process. Lineage: Eukaryota; Metazoa; Arthropoda; Insecta; Lepidoptera; Plutellidae. Gene Ontology annotation, cellular component: mitochondrial ribosome; mitochondrial small ribosomal subunit. Gene Ontology annotation, molecular function: structural constituent of ribosome. The record is from RefSeq and is a predicted model, not a curated record.